GCAACGUUUCCGUGAAGCCUGUUCUGGAACCUAGCUUCCGGAUCCAGAAACUUCUCCAGAAGCAGACCAGCUGUGCUAGGCAGUCUGAAUGGACCAGCAACUCCGCUUUGAAGAUUUAUUUUCCGUCUUAUCUUCUGCUGAGAGAUUCACCCCUGGGGUGAUUGGUUCGCUUUUCGGUGGAUGAUGGAGAAACGUAAACAGGCCGGACUGCUGACCCUGCCGUACCACCUGCUCCCGGGGCCCAUGGGCGUGCCUGCGUCCCUGCCCCGCCUUCCCCUGCGGGACCCCUUCAGGAUCUCCUUGCGUCUGGACGCCGCGUGCUGGGAGCGGGAGCGGGGCGGCUGCGCCCCGCGGCGGCCCUACUGGCCCCUGACGCUGGACGGCGCCUUCGAGCCCGCCUUCCUCCGCAAGCGCAACGAACGCGAGCGGCAGCGGGUGCGCUGCGUCAACGAGGGCUACGCGCGCCUCCGAGCUCACCUGCCCCGCGAGCUGGCGGACAAGCGCCUCAGCAAAGUGGAGACGCUCCGCGCCGCCAUCCGUUACAUCAAGCACCUCCAGGAGCUGCUGGAGCGCCACGCGCGGGGGCAGGAGGGCGCGGCCGGCGCCGGCCCCUCGCUCAGGGCCGAAUGCAACAGCGACGGCGAGUCCAAGGCCUCGUCGGCGCCUUCGCCCAGCAGCGAGCCCGAGGAGGGGGCCUGUUAGCGAGCGCUGGGCCGGCCCGGACCCCUCCCGCUGCGCCGCGCGCUUUUGGAGUCUGCUCUAAGGUUCCCUCCGGAGGUGGUUUGCAUUUGCAAUCUGUUGUGUUUUUUUUUUUUUUUUUUUUUUCUCCAGAACUAAAUCUUAGGAAAAAGAAAUGAGUGCUUUAGGGGGAAAAAAAGAUUUUGACAUUCUAGUUGUUUCCACCCCUUCCACCCCCCCUAUUGGUUAUGUGCCUGCAACUGAAAGAUGCUUAUGAAACUCUUCCUGUACUUCUCAAAGACAAACUGUACCAGACUCUGAACUCCUCAAAGGGCGAAAACAACGAGGAUUUGCCACAGUCAGCGGGGUGGGUAAAUUAGGGACGUAAACACUGAAACAAAUCCAACCUUAACCAAAGAAGAACUUUCCAAAACUAGCUAACUAACUGAAUAACAGCCCUUAAGAUGAGCGGAAGGUUUUUCCUGCAUUCCUUCAUUUGGGAAUCGAUGAGAAAUGUAAUUGACACCGUGCUUUGGAGGAAGGUGGCCCUAAGCUGACACCUGGGAACACGUUUGCCAGAGCGCGCGGCCAGGUCAGCCUGUGCUGUUGACUAAGCAUAUGGAUGGCGGUGCUAGAAAGGACAUUCCAUAUUGGAAACAUCCUGUUUUAUCAAAAAAGUGGUCGUGUGGGAACUUCAUAGCAUCUAGCAGAUAGUAACGUGUCAGUGGCAAUGAUCUUUUUGGAAGAGAACUCAGAUUUGUAUGAAAACUUACUUUUCCUCUCAGGUGUCUUGUGCGUCGUGUUUUCAUUUUCCUUCUCUUUGCACCCCUCACCUCCACCCCCUUGUUCUCACUCCAUCUAACUUUCGGUUAAAGUGACACUGUGGCCUUAAAAAAAAAAAAAAAAAAAAGGAAAUGCUU
Molecule: messenger RNA, 1598 nt
Organism: Balaenoptera acutorostrata (minke whale)
Lineage: Eukaryota; Metazoa; Chordata; Mammalia; Artiodactyla; Balaenopteridae
Gene: ASCL4
Product: achaete-scute family bHLH transcription factor 4
Exons: 1
Coding region: 181-702 (173 amino acids)
Biological process (GO): developmental process; regulation of transcription by RNA polymerase II
Molecular function (GO): protein dimerization activity; DNA-binding transcription factor activity, RNA polymerase II-specific; RNA polymerase II transcription regulatory region sequence-specific DNA binding
Source: RefSeq, a predicted model, not a curated record